UUCACACAGAGCGACGAGGACGUGGGUUCCCUACGGGUGACGGAGGCCAUGCUGUGGGUAUACGUAAGGCGUCUCCCAGGGGCACGACACCACGACCCCUCGGAGUCCAAGACGACGCUGUGGGUGUUCCGCAUCCCCCCGGAGGACACCAGAGAGAAUCCCCUCGCGGAGCUGGCGACGUCGCUGCGGGUGACGCCGACGCGGGACGGAUGGCGGCGUCUGAACCUGACGUCGCUGGUGCAGCGGUGGUUCGCGCGCUCCGGCGAGAGGCUGCGGCUGCUGGUGGACUGCAGCAGCUGCGGCGGCGAGCUCGAGGCCCCGCUCUUCACCGCCCGCAAGCACAAGGGCGCACACAAGCCCGGGUCUCGACGGGCAGAAGCCUCGCACCGCCCCUUCCUGGUGGUGCACACGGCGCCCACGCCCUCGCGACGCCUCUCCCGCCGCGCCCUCCAGUGCGACAAGAACACGGAACUGUGCUGCAAGCAGGAACUCUUCAUAUCGUUCAACGAGCUGGGCUGGGACGACUGGAUCAUCGCGCCCCGGGGAUACAAGGCCAACUACUGCAAGGGCUCCUGCGACAGCGUGUACCGCACCCCGGACUCCUUCACGAAUUUCCACGCCCACGUCCUCGAGGAGCUGCAACGGAACCGCCCGGCUGGUACCCUCACGCAGUGCUGCGCGCCCACCAAGCUGUCGCCCAUGUCGCUCAUCUACCUGGACGAGUCCUCCAACAUCAUCAAGCGCGACGUGCCCCGCAUGGUGGUGGAGGAGUGCGGCUGCGCGUAACCGGGAGCCCCCUCACCCCCAGGGAGCCCCCCGCCCCCCUUCACCCCCGGGGGGCGUGUGAUGGUUGACUGUGAUCGGCGCGCCCACGCUAUGCCUUGCCCGGGCGCCAAAGUGUUCCUGUAACGGGACGAACUUCGGAUAUAGUCUGAUCUGUGAUCAUAACUUUAAGCCAAGUUGUCGUUGUGUUGUUGUUAUUGUUGUUCUUGUUGUACAGACUGUCGAGUGUGCGUCCCCCUCCCUACCCCUCCCCCUGUGCGUCCCCUGUGGUCGCUGUACCCCGUCUGCUCCGCCCCCUUCCCGCCUCCCCCUGUUCCCGAACAUGCAACGGUCCUCAUGGGGACACUGGAGGGUCAUGACCCUUGACCCUGAGUUCAUGCCCUGCGUUCCCAUGCCCAGGACGAGCAGCAUGUGCCCAGCAGAUGCUCACUCGUCAGCAUACCGCCCCAUAACCUAGGGAACCCAGACAUGCGACGACCGCCCCUUCACAUUAACACUGCCCCUUUGACCCUAGGUCAUUAUACUCGCACCCCGCUUCGUGGUCGUGACCCCGCCCACCGCCCUCUCCUCUAUGUAAGCUCACGCGCCCCGCCCGUACGGCCUGCGCCCGCCCACAUGUUCUACUAUCCGCCCGCCGCUCAUGCAUCCGCCCAAUACAUAUGUGUCCGCCCACCAGCCUGUGUUCACACGUCCGCCCACCACCCUCUGUCCGCCCGUCACUUUCGCCUUGCGCAGUGUCUCCCGCCCUUAUCACGCCCACCUACGACCUUCUGUUGUCACGACUGCGUGGCCUUUCCCCACCACGACCAAGCGUGAGCGUUGAGAGCACGGCCGCCAGAAGGGCACGAGGGAUACGGGGUCGUCACGCUUCCAAGCUGAGACUCGCAGCUCCUCUCCACGCCACCUCCUCCCUCCCUCGGGCCCCACGCGCAGGCCCGCUCUGCCCUUCCCGGGCCCUCCCGCGGCCACGCCAGGGCUCCGGGCCUGCGCAGCGCCCCUUCGGCCCAGCUGCCAGUAGGACCAUCUUGGAGCUCCCGCCCGUGAGCCUACGUUGCCUUACAGCCACCCAGAGAAGCUGUUCUGUUCAUUGCAAGGCCUCCCGCUGCCGUUUAGUCUGCACGCCAAAAGUGCAUCAUUGUAGGCCUAUUAUUACCGAGACCUUCGGUAGCCGCUCUCUGCGGGACAAACAUUCUGUAGGCCUUUCACCUGGCAGCUUUGUUCUUUAGGCCUUUGACUCCGCCCCAAAUUCGCGACUUGCAGGUGAAAGCUCAGGUACAGGUGCAAGCGCCAUGAUGUCGGAACAGGCACAGAAGCAGAUGGCCCGAGGAGCCGCCUGGGAACGCGAACCGGCCCAAUCCUUGACCGACGGCGAGGUCCUCCGACGGCCGCAGCCAGGACAUGUAGUGACCCUUCGCGCCGCAUCCUGGGGGCUCAAGCAGACAGACAUCCUUCAAGCAGGCGAACGCAAGCACACAACCCGGACAGCAAGCGAACUCGCUCAAGGCAAGCGCGGCGUUGGGAGAGGCUGGAGGUGUGGCCGGGGCUUCUGCCUCUGUGUGAUAAUAAGUGUAAAGAUAUUCAGAAAUAUUCAUGACAGGUGUGACCCGAGGUGUGCUCAUGUGGUGUACCGAAGCGCAAUAUGAAGUGUCAGCGGGUGCUAUUUGUACCACAGGAGGCUGCUGGUGCUAUCUACGUACCAAGUAAGGCCAGCUGGUGCUGUAUAUGUACCACAUGAGGUCAGCUGGUAUUUUAUGUACCACUGUGAGGCCAGCUGGUGCUAUGUGUACCGUGAGACAAUGUGACAUGCUACAUUCCAUUACCCUACAUUGCAUUUAUUAUGCGCAUAGAUUGAUAUGUUCAUUAUUUAAAACCUUUCAAAAAAAGACUAGAAUGUCUUUCAGCAAGACAAAAACAGAAAAAAUGAGCAGUUGUGAACGAAUGACUGAAGCAAAAAACUGUGGAAAACGGUGUCAAAAGUGACCUCAAAGAGCAGUGGUUCUUCAUAGCCUGCACACCUUCCGCGCUUCCUUGCCUUCAUCUGUGUCAGACACGAGGAUAGAAGCCAAGUGCAGGCUGCCCCUCCCCACUGUACCCCCUCCUCUCUCCCCCUUCCCCCAAUUUGCACCACAUCAAAGCUGACCCCCCCCCACCCCCCGCAUUUCCCACCCCCCCACAGCCCCCCGAAGGCCUCUGGGGAUCGGCAGGACCUCGAAGGACUGCCCGAGCCACCAGAGUGCCCCGAGCUCUGCACACAAGCUAGUGCCGGCACCACUGCGUUCUACACUCCACCAACCUAUAGCAUUAUUCCCGUUAUACAGUGGUGUGUGUGUGUGAGACUAUGAAACAAUAUAGCUUUUGAUGUGUGAAUAUUGACAAAAAAAUGUGUUCUUUAUGGUUAAUUCAUUUCGUGUAUGGACGCCAUACAUCCAUUCAAUAUAAGUGAGACGGACACUUUUUCAUUGGGCUUUGUGUUCAGGAGACAAAGGAGAUUCAUUUCGUCAAUGACAAAGAUGAGAUCAUUAUUUCAUUUCUGAAAAAAAAGAAAACUGUGACUUGCCUUUUUGCUUUUUACCUUAACACCGUUUUAUUUACAUAAGAGAAAUAUUAUAUGGGUUGGUGGCUAUCAGCAAGAUAAAUAUAUACACAUAUAUACAGAGAAAAAAAAUAAUAAAAAAAUAGGGUUUGGGCACCAUUGUAAAACUGCAGAGGUUGAAGCGCUUUGAAGGAUCGCUGCCUUGGUACUUAUGUAUAUAUAGGCAGAGAUUUUAGAAUUUAAAAAAUAGGAUGUUCCCAUGCCGUAUGGCCGCUGUUUAGAGGCUCCGAUUUCCUUCUUUAGGUACUGCAGUUAAGACAGACCACCAGUUUUUAUCAGUAAAAUCAAGAAUAUAUUUUAUGCAUUUUGUGUUUUUUAUUCAUGAUCAUCUCAAUUAUUAAAUGUGAUAAAUAUUUUUCCUAUGUGUCAUUACUAUAAUUAUGUUACUCCAUGUAGUUAAAUAAAUUUCAUAAUCUAG
Messenger RNA from Penaeus vannamei (Pacific white shrimp), 3794 nucleotides. The record is from RefSeq and is a predicted model, not a curated record. Lineage: Eukaryota; Metazoa; Arthropoda; Malacostraca; Decapoda; Penaeidae.